AUGAACUUCCUGUGGAAGAGCAAGUCCGACAGCUCGAAAUCGCCGGUUGCAAAGAAUAGCAAGCAGAAUGGCGCUUCCGGGUUCUUUCCAGAGAACGAGAUAGUGAGCUUCGAGCAGCCUAAGAAGUCAUCUGGGACUCCGUACAGUCUGAAAGAGUUCCCUCGCAUUGUUGAGCAUCAGUUUGGGGAGAGUCUGGGCAAUAGAACGAGACUUUUGCGGGAAUUGGCGAAUACAGAGACACUGGAGCUCGGUCCGCCAGAUAUGGUCCAUGUAACUUUGUUUGACAACUUUUACAAGGAGGAGAUUGGCGAGUAUUUUUACAUUACUGGGGUAGACAUGUCUAGCGAGUCGAUGCCGCUUGCCUUCUUGAAGAUGCUCAAAUUUGACCGGAGCGAAAGGCAGCAGACGAAUGAGAGCCAGGUCUCCACGUACUGCUGCGUCAACAUCUUCAGACAGCUCGACAUAAGGAUAAGGUACGAAUCGGAGAAGAGUUAUCAAGUCAGCGCCGUGGAUUGCCGCACGGGCACCGGCAUUGUGCAGGUGAACGACGAGAUCUGGGAGGAGACGUUUGUUAGUUGCUGUCUGCGAAGCGUUAUCACGAAUGUGGAUCCAGUGAGGAAGCUGCCUGGUCUUGUAGAGUACCCUUUGGCUGUCUCACACGGCGGAGCGAGCAGUUGCCUAAGGCUUAUAAGGACGCUGUGCAAAUUCUUGCCGCGGUUCUUGGAAUGCGGGUGGGAUUCCUCGAGAAGCGUGCAUCCUACUGUUUUACACAACUAUUUGACGGAGACCCUAUUGACGUUCUUGUCUGUAGCGCCAGGCCUGGCGGACCAGACGAUCGAAAUACUCGAAGCGCUGGAAGAGACAGAUCCGGAAAAUAAACUUUACUACUCGACUGUCAUAAUCGCUGUUAUGGAGCAAGAUGGAGAGCGGGAUCUGGACAUGAUUUCGAGGAUGAACGGGCUUAUCGAGCCUCUGCUAUCGCAACUUGAUGCAGCAGCGCCGCGCGAUAGCGAUGCGCUCCUAGUCGUCAAUUGCCUGUCAGAAAUACUGAAUUUACAGGCAAAAUUCUUGAUUAAGAGAGGAGAUCUUGGGUUGGCUACGUCAGUCGCCAAAACUUCCUGCGAACUAUCGUCAGACUCAUUCGAAUCAUGGUUUUAUCUCUCGAGAUGCUAUAUUCUACAAGGUGACUAUGAACGAGCCCUUAUCACCAUCAAUUGCAUGCCACAUUUGCCUGAGUUCAAUAAGAUGAAGAGAGCUCUAUGCUAUGACCCCAGCUUAGUUGGAUACUACAAGCGGCCGUUGGGCAACAGUGUCCCUCGCUGUGAUUUGAACUCGGUUGAAAUGAACAAUUUAAGCGCUACUCUGAAGAUAUCGAAGGAUGAAAAACUGCGUGAGAUCAUAUUUGGCAGAAUAGCUAUGCCCAAUGAGUCUGAGAGGGGCAGGAUUUCCGAAAUCUGGGAUCAGGCUUGUCUGAACUUUGGUCCCGUUUAUGGCCCGCAUUCUCAUAAUCUGAUAAACUUUGCUUCUCCGACAGAGGUUAAAUCUGUGGCUGACCUCAGGCUGCUAGCGCGAAGCACUAUGGCGAAGCAGCUCAGCUGGUUUCGCGACCGAGUCUAUGAGCUGCUGAUGGAGAUUACAACCAAGACGGGCUGGAACGGAUUGUUGCAGCUAAGGUCGAAGCUAUUUGUGAUGGAGAAAGAGUAUGAUGGCGAUGGCUUGGCCAAGAUAGGCGCUGGAGAUAAAAUGUCAACUGGGCUGAAAAAGAAGAGGCUAUGCGAGAGAUGGUUGGAUCAACUGUUCCUUGAUCUGUAUGAGGAUCUACGAAUCAGCACGUCCUCGGAAGGUCGCGGCGACGUUAUGUACAACGGUUUGGAAUGGGAACUCCUGGGAAUAAUCCUGCUGAGAACGUGGCAGUGGCAAGACGCCGUAACGUGUUUAACAACGAGUAUCAUGGCACGCUUUGACAUAGUGAGUUGUAGAAAGCUACUCGAACUAUACAUGAGACGCACCGAUACCGUGACGAUUUCCUUCGAUCCUGAUACUAUCCUCGAGCUCCUCACUCAGAAGAUCUCGUACGAGUCACGAUUUUACGACAAUUUCCAGAUACUGAACCUACAAGUACUCUACAGGCUAAGUGAAGACCUUGGAAUCGAGAUAGUACGAAACAGAGUGAAGAUCCUACCGUUUGCCGAGAGAGGUAUCAUAGCCCUGGUUGAAUCCAUGCUAGACUGGAUAAAGGAGAUGGGCUGUGACUCAAGAUAG
This is a messenger RNA of Torulaspora globosa, 2262 nucleotides long. RefSeq lists its product as uncharacterized. The transcript has a single exon. The record is from RefSeq and is a predicted model, not a curated record. The coding region runs from base 1 to 2262 and encodes 753 amino acids. Lineage: Eukaryota; Fungi; Ascomycota; Saccharomycetes; Saccharomycetales; Saccharomycetaceae. Gene Ontology annotation, cellular component: exomer complex. Gene Ontology annotation, biological process: Golgi to plasma membrane transport. Gene Ontology annotation, molecular function: protein binding.